AUGUCCCGGACCUUUUUUCUUGUCUUUUUGUUUAUUUUCGGCGUUUGUUAUUGUAAUCCUGAUGCGAAACGCUUAUAUGACGACCUCCUGAGUAACUACAAUAGGUUGAUACGGCCUGUUGAUAAAAACAACAAUACUGUGUUGGUGAAACUUGGUCUGAGGCUGUCACAACUGAUUGACCUGAAUCUGAAAGAUCAAAUUCUGACGACGAACGUGUGGCUGGAACAUGAAUGGGAGGAUCACAAGUUCAAAUGGGAUCCCUUGGAGUACGGUGGCGUGAAGGAGCUCUACGUACCUUCAGAACACAUCUGGUUGCCCGACAUAGUACUUUAUAACAAUGCUGAUGGAGAGUACGUGGUGACAACGAUGACGAAAGCAGUUCUGCAUCACACUGGCAAAGUGCUGUGGACUCCUCCAGCCAUCUUCAAAUCUUCAUGUGAGAUCGACGUGCGCUACUUCCCCUUUGACCAGCAAACUUGCUUCUUGAAGUUCGGAUCUUGGAGUUAUGAUGGCGAUCAGAUUGACUUGAAACACAUCAAUCAGAAAAAGGGUGACAUGGUGGACGUCGGCAUUGACCUUCGGGAGUACUAUCCUUCUGUGGAGUGGGAUAUUCUUGGAGUACCAGCUGAGAGACAUGAGAGGUACUACCCUUGCUGUCAGGAACCGUACCCUGAUAUUUUCUUCAACAUCACGCUAAGAAGAAAAACUUUAUUCUACACCGUCAAUUUGAUUGUACCAUGCGUCGGUAUCUCGUACCUCUCAGUUCUUGUCUUCUAUCUACCUGCUGAUUCUGGAGAGAAGAUUGCUCUCAGCAUUUCCAUAUUACUAUCCCAAACUAUGUUUUUCUUGCUGAUUUCUGAAAUUAUACCUUCAACAUCACUCGCAUUGCCCUUGCUGGGAAAAUACCUACUAUUCACUAUGUUGUUAGUAGGGUUAUCUGUAGUGAUAACUAUUAUCAUAUUGAAUGUACACUAUCGGAAACCAAGUACCCAUAAGAUGGCUCCAUGGGUUCGAAAAUUCUUUAUAACGAAACUUCCAAAGCUGUUACUGAUGAGAGUACCUAAAGAUUUGCUUAGAGAUUUGGCAGCGCAGAAGAUUGCUGGAAGAAGUAUGAAGAACAAGAAUAAAUUUAAAGAUGCUCUCGCAGCGGCUGAGCAGACCAAUUCCAAUGCAUCAAGCCCUGAUUCGCUUCGCCAUCAUUUACCAGGUGGAUGCAAUGGGCUACAUUCGACUACGGCCACUAACAGGUUCAGCGGCCUUGUCGGUGCUCUAGGCAGUCUCGGUGCUGGUUAUAAUGGCUUACCAUCAGUCAUGUCUGGUCUCGACGACUCUUUAAGCGAUGUAGCUCCGCGGAAGAAGUACCCAUUUGAGCUGGAAAAGGCAAUCCAUAACGUCAUGUUUAUACAACACCACAUGCAGAGGCAGGAUGAGUUUAAUGCUGAAGACCAAGACUGGGGCUUCGUAGCUAUGGUGCUGGACCGUCUGUUUCUGUGGAUCUUCACCAUCGCUUCCAUAGUAGGCACCUUUGCAAUUCUCUGUGAAGCGCCAUCACUGUACGAUGACACCAAGCCUAUUGACAUGAUGCUCUCAUCAGUAGCUCAACAGCAAUUCCUACCAGUGGACAGUGGAGACUCAUAG
Molecule: messenger RNA, 1638 nt
Organism: Spodoptera exigua (beet armyworm)
Lineage: Eukaryota; Metazoa; Arthropoda; Insecta; Lepidoptera; Noctuidae
Source: the annotation of a GenBank genome assembly